Messenger RNA from Knipowitschia caucasica, 666 nucleotides. NCBI's taxonomy places the organism in Eukaryota, Metazoa, Chordata, Actinopteri, Gobiiformes, Gobiidae. The record is from the annotation of a GenBank genome assembly.
AUGUCAGAAAAGAAAAGAGAUGUGGACGUAACGCAGGAGAACGGGAUGGAUCAAUUAGAAGGGAAAGGUGGUUCCAUAAAGUCUAGCAGAGGUGGGAGUACUAAGGAGCGUGAGAAUGGACACUGCCAGGAACAGCCAGCGGAAUCGCCCGUCCAAACCCAGGACAAGAACCAACACCCAACCCAUGAUGACGACUACGAAGACAGCAGCUCUUCCGACGAAAAGCCCAAAAAGAAUUCCUCCAAGCAUCAUCAGGCCGACAAACGCGAUCGCAAAUCCAGCCGGAAAAGUAGCUCUGCCUCCAAGUACUCCAGCAGGAAGUCCCGAACCAGCUCCAAAUCCAUUGACUUGUUUUCAUCGCGCAGGAAGAGACGAAGCACUGUCAAUCGAAAGAAGGCAUCUGCGGCCCGGGAGAAGAGGUUCACGUUUGUCCUGGCUGUGGUGAUGGGGGUGUUUGUAGUUUGCUGGUUUCCAUUUUUCUUCUCUUACAGUCUGUAUGGGAUAUGUCGUAAGCCCUGUGAAACUCCAGAGACCCUUUUCAAAUUCUUUUUCUGGAUUGGCUACUGUAACAGCUCUCUAAACCCAGUCAUCUACACAAUUUUCAAUCAGGAUUUCCGGAGAGCAUUCCAAAAGAUCCUCUGUAAGUCAUGGAAGCGCUCUUUCUGA